AUGCAAGCUGCAAAAAUCAAUCUACGGGCUCAAACAGGCGCCCCGAAAUGGUACAAUACAUUUAUGAAUCAUCUUCUCACACUCGGCUUCCAACACAGUCAAGCGUAUCCGUCGCUUCUCACGUUUCAACACAAUCAGUCCCAAAUCUUCCUCCUCGUCUACGUCGACGACAUUCUUGUGACUGGCAACAAUCAAGAAGUCAUCAACAACAUUCUCUCCAAGCUUCAUGCUCAGUUCAAUAUGCAAAAUCUGGGCACGGUUCAUCAUUUUCUGGGUAUUAAAAUUCAACAAUUCAAAGAUAAGUUCUUUCUCUCUCAAGCCUCCUAUGCUACAUCUAUCUUGACUUCUGCUAAUCUAACGCAUUGCAAUCCUUUAGCCAACCCGUCGUGUACAAAACUUCCGCCUGAAGUAGCAGAGGACACCAUUCUCUCGGAACCCAGCACCUAUCGCAGAAUCACCGGCUCACUACAGUAUCUCACUCUCACGCGUCCGGACAUUACUUACGCAGUCAACGUGCUAUCUCAACAUAUGCAUGAUCCUUCUUCUCAGCACGUAUACCUCCUUAAACGUCUGCUACGGUAUAUCAGAGGAACGGUGGACUUCAGACUGCCUAUUCUCAAAAAUCAGCUAAAACUCACGACAUAUUCAGAUGCCGACUGGGCCAGUGACGCUACCACGAGGAAGUCCACAACUGGUCACUGCACCUUCUUAGGUGACACUCUCAUAUCCUGGGCUGUUAAAAAGUAG
This is a messenger RNA of Dendrobium catenatum, 747 nucleotides long. RefSeq lists its product as uncharacterized. The record is from RefSeq and is a predicted model, not a curated record. The coding region runs from base 1 to 747 and encodes 248 amino acids. Lineage: Eukaryota; Viridiplantae; Streptophyta; Magnoliopsida; Asparagales; Orchidaceae. The transcript has a single exon.